UGGGUACAUUUAUGAUGUUUAUUUGUCAUCCCCACCAAUCAAAGUUGACCUAAAAUAGCCAGUAAAACCAGCAAAGGAACAAUUUUUGCCAUUACACUUUCUUGGACUGUUUCCAAGCUUCUCUGGCAAUGUAUAAGCUAACAAAGAAUGAAUGAAAGAUGGGUUAAUGAUAAUUUAUUCAGAGAAAUGAAGAAAAGUUCAGUUGCUACACAGAGUUUAGGUAAUUUUCCAAGUCCUGGAGCUCCCAAGUGGUGGAGUUCAGAGCGGAUACCGCACCCAACAAGCACCAGCAGCAGCAAAAGGCACAUAAGUGAUGCUGCUUUGACACCAUUUUAUAGUGGAAGGACCUUGCCCUCUAAAUGGGAGAAUGCAGAGAGGUGGAUUUGUAGUCCAGUUUCAGGUUACAGUGUUACCAAGACUUCUUCAAAUUCUCAGUUUCAGAGGCGGCCUAAGUCCAAAAGUGGGCCUAUUGUGCCUCCUGGCAUGGGGCAGUAUUCACCUACUCUGCAGCUUCUUGAUGGUGCUGCUGCGAAAAAUUUUAUGGCAGCGUCUCCAUUUUCUACUGGGGUUUUAGUGCCUACUGGGGCUUGUGUUAACUACGGUGUUGAGCAGGGCUAUUUAGUUCAGAGUGAGAGCCAUGUGGCCCGCUGGUCAGAUUUGGUGAGUGAGAAUUCUUUCCCAAGCUCUCAAGAUGAGAAGCUUGAUGACAUCUUGGAUGCCGAAAACAUAGUUUCUCAUGUGCCUUCACGAAGAGAUAUGGCUACACAAAUGAGUCCUGACAGUAGUUGCCAUUCAUCUCCUAAUUCUUCUCAUGAGCCACAGAGUGAGCAUCCUGCAAAAUUGGAGAUUAGGGAAGUGCAAGUAGACAAACGAGCCACCAUGAUAAGCUGGUCCAAGAAAUAUGGAUCUAGAAGGGUUAAGAAAGGUGUGCCAGAUGUUGAGGAAUUGCACCAAAAUCUAACUGGCCCUUGUGCUUCAUCUUGGGAUCUUUCAGAGGCAGCCACUAGCAUCUCAAAGUUGCAAAGAGAAGAAGCCAAGAUCACUGCAUGGGAGAAUUUGCAGAAGGCAAAAGCUGAGGCAGCCAUAAGAAAACUCGAGAUGAAACUGGAAAAGAAGAGAUCCCAUUCUAUGGACAAGAUCUUGUACAAGCUGAAAGUAUCUCAGAGGAAAGCUGAAGAAAUGAGAAGCUCAAUCUCGACCGCAGAGGAAGAAGAGGUUCCCGAGACUUCUCACAGCGAUAGGUUCUUCCAUAUGCAUGGCUGGAAGAGUUCGUUCAGGGCCUGCUUCACUGGCCACAGCACCUAGUUUUGUGCUCUUCUGGAGAUUUAGCUUUGCGCCUGCUACUGGUAGUUAGCUCUUUAUAUGCCUCUGGUUCCCAAAUUUUGUCUAAUCACUACUGCUUAUUUAGGAUGCUUUAUUAGUUACACUGUAAAUCGUGUUACCAAAAUCAAACUGAGGAUUGUGUAGAACAGCCAAAAUGGAAUUUUCAGGAAUCAGGAGGCUUUGCAAUGCAACACAA
Molecule: messenger RNA, 1519 nt
Organism: Mangifera indica (mango)
Lineage: Eukaryota; Viridiplantae; Streptophyta; Magnoliopsida; Sapindales; Anacardiaceae
Exons: 4
Coding region: 148-1305 (385 amino acids)
Source: RefSeq, a predicted model, not a curated record